Suricata suricatta (meerkat) is the source of this 2441-nucleotide messenger RNA. RefSeq names its product GRB2 related adaptor protein (gene GRAP). Lineage: Eukaryota; Metazoa; Chordata; Mammalia; Carnivora; Herpestidae. Gene Ontology annotation, molecular function: protein binding. The transcript has 7 exons. Bases 367 to 1461 code for a protein of 364 amino acids. The record is from RefSeq and is a predicted model, not a curated record.
GGGCGGGGUCCAAGGUCGUGGGUCCAGAAGACCAAUGGAGGCCAGAAGCCGGGGAAGAGUGACAAGCGAAUCUCGGCCUUGGGGCCACAAACCUUGCCCAAAUCUCUGUCCUGCCGUCUCCAUUUAGCCUCUGGCAAAUCGCCUUCCCUCGGUUCCCCCUCUUCUGCGAAAUGUAUUCCCCAACGGCUUCCCGAGUAUCUACUGCGACGGUCCAGAUACUGAACUGGGAAUGCAGCGGUGACAGGGGGCAGCCUCAAAAGAACACACGCGCUCUCAAAACAAAGGAAGACGGGUCCUGGACCGCAGAGGAAGCAGGAAGCUGUGACCCUGCUCUGAGCCCAGCUGCCGGGGCCCGGGGACAGCGGGAUGGAGUCCGUGGCCCUGUACAGCUUCCAGGCCACCGAGAGUGAUGAGCUGGCUUUCAACAAGGGGGACACGCUCAAGGCUGUUUCAGUUCCUCUUGGCCCACCUGCGGGGCUGCAGACGUCUCCACCACGGACAAGGAGCCAUGUGACCUGGCGGCCAGGCCUCAGCUGCACCCUAGCCCGAAGGCCUCCCCUGCUUUGCUCUCUGAUCCUGAACAUGGAGGAUGACCAGAACUGGUACAAGGCUGAGCUGCGAGGGGCCGAGGGCUUUAUUCCCAAGAACUACAUCCGCAUCAAGCCCCACCCGUGGUAUUCAGGGAGGAUUUCCCGGCAGCUGGCUGAAGAGAUUCUGAUGCAGCGGAACCACCUGGGCGCCUUCCUGAUCCGGGAGAGUGAGAGCUCCCCGGGGGAGUUCUCUGUGUCUGUGAACUACGGCGACCAGGUCCAGCACUUCAAGGUGCUGCGUGAGGCCUCCGGGAAGUACUACCUGUGGGAAGAGAAGUUCAACUCCCUGAAUGAGCUGGUGGACUUCUACCGCACCACCACCAUCGCCAAGCAGCGGCAGGUCUUCCUGCGGGAUGAGGAGCCCCUGCACAAGGACAGCCGUGUUGGUCUUUGUAGAUGGCGCGGUAGACUUGGAGCAAGAGGCGAGUCCCAGGUCAGUUCUGCCCCCACCCCAGCAGCAGACGAGCUGAAGCCCCCCCUCACGGCGCCCUCCCCUCGCAGGGCCCCCACGCCUGCUUUGCCCAGGCCCAGUUUGACUUCUCGGCCCAGGACCCCUCGCAGCUCAGCUUCUACCGCGGUGACAUCAUCGAGGUCCUGGAGCGCCUCAACCCCCACUGGUGGCGGGGCCGGUCUGGCGGACGCGUCGGCUUCUUCCCGCGCAGCUACGUCCAGCCGGUACAGCUGUGACCCGGGCGGGGGCCUGGGGUGGGAUGCAGAGCCAUCGGGCCGGCAGGCCACCAGACACUGGGGUCCAGAGAGAGGGAGUGGAUGCCCUGUCCCGGGGUCCCACAGGACGCAGCCGAGUGACUCGGACUGGAACGUGGCCCUCCUCUUGGCUGGGCUCGGGCUCCUGCUGCCUCACACACACUGAGACGGGUCCCCGAGGCCCAAGGACCACUGCGAUGCUCAGUGCCCACCCAGCAAGGGACGCCCCCAGGGUUUCCCGCUGGCCUCUUCCCAUUGACUGCAAGCUGCAUGGUGUCACAGGACCCGGGGACAGAAGCCUCACUCAUGCCAACCAUCAAUGGCCACGGGCUCAGGGGGAGUUGAGGGCCCCUAUAUGUGGGGGCUCUACCUGAGGAAGCAUGGCAGAUGGCUUCACCCGGGGCCACCAUCUGCUGAGCCUCCCUGCCCACCCUCAGAUGGGCCCUUGAGGUGUGCUGGCUACCAGGAAGGUGGCUUAGUCGUGAGGGACAGGCAAGGGGCCUGCACACGUGUUGACCUGGACCGAUGGACGAUGGACUGUCAGACUCCAGGUGGAGACUGACUUCUCAGCAGCCCCGUGACAACUUCGGCCCCCCUGGGUGCCCAACACCCCGCCCCACCACGGGCACUUUGGGGACAGCCUGAGGGAGAAGAGGGCAGGGAUGGGACACAGUUCCCACUCGGGGAGCCUGGCCGCUCUGGCUCUGGGUGGUUUAGGCCCAACCUCUGCCCAGACUGAAGCUCCCGGAGGCCAGGCGGGAGGUCGGACCACAGCUGGACUUUGAGGGCUUGCAGGAUCUGGGAUGGGACCCUGGCCUGAGCAAAGGUGGGGCGUCCACACAGAAUGUGCCACCAGCAGCCGGUACUGACUAGCCCCUGCCCAGGGCCUGGGCACUUUGGGGAGCAGGAAGCGUGAAGGGGGGAGCUCUGAAAACGCUUUGAAUGCCAGGCUGAUGGUGGAAGGGGCAGCGAGCAGGGAGGGAGGGAGAGGACGGCCUCGUGGCAGCCAGGAGCAGCUGGGAUGGGGACAAGGGCCCAGUGAGGGGGCUCUCCCUCUGCCCAGGGCCGGCCGGAGACCCUUCAAGCCCUGAGCUGCUCCUGACCUGGGCCCGUGUAUUCCAAAUAAAGACAGAAAAAUGAGUAUAA